Monomorium pharaonis (pharaoh ant) is the source of this 3352-nucleotide messenger RNA. RefSeq lists its product as uncharacterized. Bases 1006 to 1596 code for a protein of 196 amino acids. The transcript has 5 exons. Lineage: Eukaryota; Metazoa; Arthropoda; Insecta; Hymenoptera; Formicidae. The record is from RefSeq and is a predicted model, not a curated record.
GGCGCCACGGCCUCCCUCAGUCAGCCCUGCGCCGUACGGGCGACGACCACGAGGGAAGAGGAAGCGCCGCCGCUUCUCGCCGUCGCGCGAGCCGACGCGACGCGACGACGAGCGCCCGUCCGUCCGUCGAGAGCUUUAGUCCGCGUCCGCACGUCGACUGAAACACGCGACCCACGUCCACCCAUGGUGUAGUUGUGCGCGGCUUCCCUCCUUCCUCUCCUGUCACUCAAGCUCGUCCUGAAGGAACGGCCAAUUCUACUGGAUCGGCUAACAGAGUCUGUACGUCCCCCUCCCUCUCUCUCUUUCUCUGUCUCUUUCCCUUGGUCUCUCGCGCCGGUUAUCUGACGGUUCCUCUCGUUUCUACUCCUUCGACAGAUGCUUCCUUUCUAAAGUACAUGGAGGAGAGGAUGUUUCGGGCGCGUGGAAGGAAAAUUAAGACCGCCGGAAAUUCGGAAUGUAAUAUCCGGCGGACCUAGUUACACGUACGGUGUGUGCGCGCCAGUCGGCUUUUCUGCCAUCCAAGUUGGAGCAGCCUUGAUAUAAGCCGGAGUUACGGAGGACACUCGCGAGAUUUGAGAUCGGAGGAUCCACUCAACGAAGAUCUCCAUCAGUGCUUGCUGCCAAACGCACCAAUAUACAAGUACAAGACUCGCUGCCAAAUUCACGCCACGUGACAACCAUUGUCGCCAUCAUUUCAAAAAUUUCUUCCUUUUUUAGAACUUCCGUUUUCUAAAAGUCUUAACAUGUGCUAGCGGAGUCACAACGCAGUUUUCACUGUUAAAAAUCAUCAGAUUUCUGACGAGAUCUUCGUUGUAAGGAUCUCGUAAGAUUGGAAACAAAGUAUAGAUUUACGUAGUGACGAGACAAAGAGUUGGCGACAGCGGGACACCAUGAAGAGACUUGUCUUCAGCGGGGCGAAGUGAUCUUCGAAGAAACGAGGAAGCGACGAAGGAUUCGAAGCGUUGGGUCGGGCGAAUCGGGCCGGCAACGGGCCCGAUCGGUGUGAUGGUCUCGGGGUGGUGCCCGUGCGUGCCACUGGGGCGUCGGCAACCGUCGACCCAGCAGCAACAGCAGCAACAACCGCAGUCAUCAUCCAGGGCGCCGUUCACCGUCAGCGGCGCGACCGAUCGCGCGGACAUGGUGCAGAUGUUCUACUACGAAAACCGCGGCAAGUGUUGCAAGAAGCUUCUCAGAUACAACGGAUAUCCGAAUAAGGUCCUUUUGUUUCCCGAGGAGGGCUGGGCGAGAAGCGCGAGUAGUUCCUACUGGACUCUGACGCCGUUCUGGUGGAGCCGGAGUCGGUGCAAGGUCGUCGAAGUUGCUGGAACAAGAAGGUAUAGUACUCAGGCAAAAAUGGUAGACACGGGUACGGGCACGCUUUAUAUUAUCGGCUCGUUCAAGAGGAUGACUACCGAUCCCGAUUUCAAGCUGUACCUGACGUCGAACGUCUCGUCGAGCGACUUCAACAUGGGCUACAGUAUGACGGGCACGCUGGAGCGCGGCUGCAAGAAGACCAACUCCUUCCAGAUGACCCACUUCGCGGUGAUACGGCGGCGGGACUACGAGAAGGCGUACGAGGAUCCGAAUCCCACCUAGUGUCCGUCCACACCCACGCUCUCCGAGUGUGGGGACUGCGAGCAUUACACGUAGCUGGGGGAGGCAUGGGGCCGCCGGCGGGGAGGGGGAGCGAGAUGCACUUCCGCGUGCGUUCGCAAUUGCGCUCGGGGGAAUGCAUUUGCCGCUCAGGAUAAACCGUCAGGAAGGACUCGCUCCUUAGCGCGAACUCGAUCACGAAAUCCCGAACCUCCUGGCAGAUCGGCUUAACGAAACGUAUCCUCGAGGCGUUCCUUGAUCGCGGAGGCGUUUAAUCGCGAAUAGCUCGUAAUCGAGAAACUCUUGGAAAGAUAUCUGUGUACAAAAUUGGAUCGCUAAAUCCGCCUGUGUGUUUGCGCUUGUCAUUUAUCGCCCGCUUCUGUAACAGGUGAAUGAUCAUGCGUAAGAUAAAAGCUGCGGAUGGUAACGUCAUCGAAAAGUGAAAAAUACGGAGGGAAGCGGAUAAAGAAAUAGUACAAGGGUGAGCAGAAAAGAAUGGCAAACAACCGCAAUUCUGUUCUGUGUGAAGUUAUCUACAUCUAUCUCCUGUAAAACAUAAGGAUGGGAGAUAAUCAAGGUAGAGUGUGAAGAAGGAAGCUUGAAUUUGCGCAGAAUCAACAUUAGCUCGUGGUAAUGGGAGAUGAAAGGUAGAAGUGCGGAUCAAAGAUAAAGUGGAUUAUGAGGAGAAAAAAAGAAUGUCGAGAGUUUUAAUUCUUACAGAAUAAAUAUUCUUUUACAAGAUUUCCCGCAAAAUAAACUCGCGAUGUGUAUCUCUCGCGGUAACUUAAUUCUUUGGAUAGCAAUAUUCUUUUGACUUUCUAAAAUUACGUGUGUAACGGCACGAUUUGUUCAUGUACACGGAACAUUGCGUUUCGGGCUUAAUUAGCGCUCCAAUUGACUGCACAGUAUCUCCCUGUGUACCUCGAAUUGCCAAGAUACGUCAUUUCUUUUUCGCGCACAAUCAAAUUCGAGAUCGCACACGAUCUGACAGCGACCUGGAAAACGACGCUUCGUUUCUUCGGAGGAGAUAAGAACGGCCGAAGGAGGAUCGUUAUUAUCGCGAAGUGUAGAAACGAGAGAUACCAAAGUUGAGUGGCGGCCCUGCGCGACAGAGCCAAACGUCCAAAGAUUAGUUCUUAAAUUAGAUCGAAUUAAUUAGCUCUUAAUGGAAGUCGUCGAGCGACGCGUAUACCUAUAAGCGAAGAAGCGUAUACAGAGGGCGACGUUGAUCGAGAGGAUGCGAAAACCGUUUUACCAAAGUACUAGCACGUAAGUUACUUGCAACUUUCUGCCGACGAUAAUCCAAGAUCGCAACACGCACACACACACACACACACACACACACACACACACACACACACACACACAUCUCUAACCCACAAGGUACACUGCUUCUCAUCGAUCGACGCAUCGAUGGCUGCCGCCGCCUCGUCCGAGAUUACAAUUACUAAGUGAUUAACGGCUAAGGCUUUUUCUCGGUGAAUCCACGGCGAAUCAGCUACCUAAAGUAGUGUUACAUAUAUAUAUAUAUACAUAUAUAUAUAUGUGUGUGUGUGUGCCAAUUCAAAGCCAUCGUUGACGAGCACUGUACCUGACAAUUACUACAGAGUCAGAGCGCGCGAAUGAAGCGCAUGGUGAAGGGCCCGAGACCGACGAAACGAUAUUUCCAACCUCAUUUCGCGGCCAGUCGAAAAAUUAAAAGGCGUCUAAAAGAGAUCUGCAGAACCACUGAAAAGGAUUAAUAUAUAAAAAAAAAAAA